Danio aesculapii is the source of this 6178-nucleotide messenger RNA. It is a transcript of the gene adamts15b, whose product is annotated as A disintegrin and metalloproteinase with thrombospondin motifs 15. Gene Ontology annotation, molecular function: metalloendopeptidase activity. Gene Ontology annotation, cellular component: extracellular matrix. The record is from RefSeq and is a predicted model, not a curated record. Gene Ontology annotation, biological process: proteolysis; extracellular matrix organization. The transcript is spliced from 8 exons. Lineage: Eukaryota; Metazoa; Chordata; Actinopteri; Cypriniformes; Danionidae. Bases 207 to 3017 code for a protein of 936 amino acids.
UGAACCAUGAGCUCUCAUCAGAACCUCCCAAAAUCUCUCAUCACAAUCUGCAAUGAUUACAUGUGACUCAAAAGAAGUAAAUAAAAAGAGUGAGCUGGUUUCACAGAGGAUGGCGAUUAGCUUAAUUCUCGUGGCGGAUAUACAGAACCGUGAUCAAGAGCAUCACGGUGUGAAUUAAACUUUAAAAGGAUAUUUCACCACCAACAAUGAUGUCGGUUUUCCCCGUUUUGUUUCGUCUUUUGCAUGUGCUGAUUUUAACGAAAAGAUACCUCUGUGUGGAAACUGAUUUUUGUGAACCUGUUCGACUUGACCGUGAACAUGUCCCAAGUUUUGACAAACCGAGCAAAGAACUUGUUGUUUACAGAUUAAAAGCGUUUAAUCAGGAAUUCUAUCUUAAUCUUUUACCUGACACCAGUUUUCUGGCUUCUGACGGCGCAUUUCACGACACCUCAUCUCCAAGGGCGCUUACAGGGGAUGAUUUGAGAAGAUGCUUUUACUCUGGUGAUAUCAACGCAGACAUUAAUUCAUACGCAGCUCUCAGUCUGUGUGGAGGUGUCCGAGGAGCGUUUUCUUAUAACGGGAUGGAGUACAUCAUUGAGCGCAGAACAGCACCAGAACUGACCCCAGAUGAUGCUGGAAAAACGCACGUCAUCCGCAGGAAAAAUCUAAACGCUCAAAACACGACAUCCAAGUGCGGAGUAACAUCAAACCAGGAGGUUGUUGAGUCCUUAGAAAAGUACAAACAUCUGAAAGGACACACGAAGAACUUGACUGAAACUUUGUUGAGAAGUAUGAGCAGGUCGAAAAGAUUCGCCUCUAUCCCGAGAUACGUGGAGGUGCUGGUUGUUGCUGAUGAGUCUAUGGCAAAAUUUCAUGGUGACGACCUGAAGCACUACCUUCUGACUCUUUUGUCUGUCACUGCAAAGCUGUACAAACACCCCAGUAUCUUGAAUGCCAUCAGUAUAGUGGUUGUAAAGCUUAUGGUGAUUAAUGAGGCAGAAAAGGGACCCAAAGUAUCCAGUAACGCAGCACUAACGCUGCGCAAUUUCUGCACCUGGCAGAAGAAGCUCAACAAAGUCAACGACAAACACCCUGAGUACUGGGACACGGCUAUUCUAUUUACAAAGCAGGACCUGUGUGGGGCCACUACGUGUGACACUCUUGGUAUGGCUGACGUGGGCACCAUGUGUGAUCCUAAGAGAAGCUGCUCGGUUAUUGAAGAUGAUGGCCUCCCUUCAGCCUUCACCACCGCACAUGAACUAGGUCAUGUCUUCAGCAUGCCACAUGACAAUGUGAAGGCCUGUGAGGAUGUAUUUGGAAAGCUGAAGGACAAUCAUAUGAUGUCUCCAACACUGAUCCAGAUUGACCACCACACACCCUGGUCUGUGUGCAGCGCUGCCAUCAUCACUGACUUCCUGGACUCUGGCCACGGCGACUGUCUUCUGGAUCAGCCCCAGAAGCUUAUGGCUCUUCCAGAAGACCCUCCAGGCAUCAGCUACUCUCUAGGCCGUCAGUGUGAGCUGGCAUUUGGCUCCGGAUCCAAGCCUUGUCCCUACAUGCAGGCCUGCUCCAAACUGUGGUGUACCGGGAAGGCUAAGGGUCAACUGGUUUGCCAGACGCGCCACUUUCCCUGGGCUGAUGGCACUACUUGUGGAACCAACAAGCUGUGCUACAGGGGGACUUGCACUGAAAAGCAAAAUACCUUCAAAAACAAGGUAGAUGGCCGUUGGGGCCGAUGGGGUUUGUAUGGCCCAUGUUCCCGUUCAUGUGGAGGAGGAGUGCAGCUUGCCAAACGGGACUGUAACAAUCCUGUCCCUGAAAAUGGGGGCAAAUACUGCCAAGGCCUGAGAGUGAAGCAUCGCUCCUGCAACUUAGAGCCUUGUAAAGACUCAGGGAAAACGUUUCGAGAGGAGCAGUGUGAGACGUUCAAUGGCUUUACACUGAACACUAACAGACUGAGUCCAUCUGUGGUUUGGGUCCCGAAGUACUCGGGAGUCUCUGUUAAAGACAGAUGUAAGCUCAUCUGCAGAGCCAACGGCACCGGAUACUUCUAUGUCCUUGCGCCAAAGGUAGUAGAUGGAACCCCUUGUUCUCCUGAUACCUCAGCCGUCUGUGUUCAGGGAAAGUGCAUCAAGGCCGGCUGUGAUGGAAAACUGAACUCCAACAUGAAGUUUGACAAGUGUGGUGUGUGUGGAGGUGAAAACAGAAACUGCAAGAAAGUCUCUGGAAUGUUCACGAAACCCAUACAUGGAUAUAACUUUGUCAUCGCUCUGCCUAUUGGAGCUGCAAAUGUGGAUGUAAGGCAGCGUGGUUACCGCGGCUUAGUGAACGAUGACAACUAUCUAGCAGUAAAGAACCUUCACGGCAAAUAUCUCCUGAAUGGAAACUUUGUGGUUUCGGCAGUAGAAAAAGACAUCAUCGUGAAGGGGAGUCUGCUGCGCUACAGUGGAACCGGCACAUCGGUGGAGACACUCCAGACCUCAAGACCUCUUAAAGAGUCUCUUACGGUGGAGCUGCUGUCUGUGGGUAAAAUGACACCUCCUCGUGUGCGAUACUCCUACUACCAGACUGUGGGCAAUAAGGAGAGCAAGAUCUUCAAGAAAGAGGAGAGGAUCCCAGCGCAGAACAGUGUGCUGGAAGACAGCAAUAAAGUAGAACUAAAGAAACCGGUCUAUCAGACACCAUCUUAUAAGUGGGUCACGGCGGACUGGAGUAAGUGUUCGGUUAGCUGUGGGAACGGAGUCCAGAGUAGACUGACACAGUGUUUGGGCUCAGAUGGGAAAAUGGCCACAAAUUGUGAUGGAUCCCAGAAGCCCAGUUCCAUGAGGGUGUGUGGUGAUCCAUGCCCAACAUGGAGCAUCGGCGAAUGGUCCUCAUGCUCUAAAACCUGCGGGAAAGGCUUUAAGAGACGCCCAUUGCGGUGCAUCACUCAGACUGGACAGUUUUUACCUAGAGACCAUUGCUCAGGCAAGAAAAAGCCACAGGAACUUGACUUUUGCACUAUUCGGUCCUGCUAGUGACUGUUCAGGUGUGUUUUAGGUCUAGGCUCAGUGGAAUUACAUGACUUAGCCUACAUUUCUGCAAAUCCUGAACAAAUUUGCUCCAGGUACUGUACAUUUUGCUACAUUUUACAGAUGACAUGCCCACAACAGUGGCUAAAAGCUGCAUAAAUUAUACCCUAUUGUGAAGUUUAUUAAACAGCACAGUUCAGUGACAAUCAUAAAUUUUAUUUUAUUUUCUCAAAAGUAGUUAAACAUCUUUAGUUGUUGCUUACUGCUUUUUACAUUUAAAGGGGAUCUAUUAUGCAAAACAGUUACAGUUUAAACAGUCUGAAACAGUGAAACAGUCUGCGAAUAUAACCAGCUUUUAAUGGCAAACAUUUAUUAAUUUAAUUUUUUAUGAUUACACUUAGAUUAGAUGAUUACAGUCUGCAGAAACACUUUGAUUGACAUUCUUCUUUUGUAUGUGUCAUCUGAGGGGAAAGUCCAUUAAUGACAGUCUCUCGCUCAUUAGCAUAGCACGUUAGUCUUAUUUUUAAAUCUGCCCUUAUGCUGACACAUAGGCAUUUGUAGCUCAUUCCUCUUUUGAAAAGAAGGCUGGAAGUACAGUCUCAUCUGAACUUAAAGUGAUAGUCACCAAAAUGACACAAUAAGGAUCAAAGCUUAAAAGGGGCAGUUUCAAAGAGUUAGUAAACAUUAUUUAUGGAGUUAUUUGCGCUGAAACUUAGCCGACAUAGGCUCAUUUUGAAAACGUAGCCCUAUGUUUCUGGAGAUCGUGAAUUAUGCAACCAGAAGUACACAUGGCUGCAUUUCAUUUUUAAUCGGGUCGAUCGGUGGUUUUGAAAACAUUAUUGGUUGGGUUUAGGGAAGGAGGAAGGUGGGUCAGUCGAUCAGUCAGUCAGUCAGUCGACAGCGGUCUCUGGUGGAUUUACGAGAGAACAGCAGGUGCGAAUGGCACUUGCAAGAGAAAUUUGAGAUCUAAAAAAGCAUACAUAGCCGCCUUCGCAAAAACAAAAACUGCAAAAAAAAAAAGCUAUUUGGCACUCUCCAGAAAUGUAUAUAAAGGUCAUUUUCUGAAUGAGCCUGGGUUGAACUUAGCACAUACACACUAUAGGGACAUCAGAGAUUUAUUUUACAAAAGGGUAUAAUAUAUCCUCCUUAAAAUGGCACUAAACCUUUACAAUACAAAAUUGUCUCAAUUCUUUUAGGGCAAAUACCCUUUUACCUUGUUUUUACACUGAUUUGAAACAUUUUUCAAACUGUAUUUCAUUGGAUUCAAACCCAAGCACACCACAUAACAAAUUUAACGCUGUAUUAUUUGAGCUACCAAGCAAGUCUACCAUUUAAGAAAAGCCAUACAAUGUGGAGAAAGAUUUGUGGCAAAAACAUUCAAAUAAAUGCAUUUAAACCCAAUCUCAGUAAAACUAACAUAAUCUCAUGACACUACUACAUAAAGAAAAAUAUAUCCUGUUCUGUUUAUGGGUGGGAUUCUGUGUAAAGAUUUUUGUAAGAAUGAGAAUGUACAAAUUCAUCCAAUUAGUUGCUAAUUUGCCAUUUCUUAAAAUUAUACAUUUUCAUGCAAUUCAUUUUGUACAAAUUAAUACAAAUGUCAUACAAAAUCUCAUAAAAUUGUCCUGGAGAAUACAACAUUUUGAAAAAUCUAUAACUGGGGCAUGAGCGAGUUGCAAGAGAAUAAACAAAUGAGAUUACACAAUUUCAGCAAAUUAGCCAUCACCAAAACCUAAAAUGAACACAAAACACUCAGAAACAAAUGUUGUUUAACAGGUUCUAGUGGUCACCUGAAACCUGCAGUUAAAUGUAGGCACAAGUCGUUUUUUCUAGAACUCUUGGUUAAGUCAUGUAUUUCCAUUGAGCCCGGGUUGCAUAUCAUGGAACCAAAUCAAAAAUAGUGAUCUUUUUACAUAUGCAUCCUGUGGUGCCUCGCUUUUAUAAUGGGAAAGUCAUCAUGAAAUAAAUACAGAUCUUUUACCAUGAGGAUAAACUUUUUACCGUUGUAAAUUAGACAUCACCUACCUCGAAAAGGACAGGGUGUUUUAACGCAACCAAACAACACAGAACCACGUAAUUGUUACAGCAUUAAACUUACAAUAGCAGACUUUCAUUCUGCAUGUGGUUUGUGGAUAAAGUGAAGAUGUCAGACUUAAUGUGUGCAUUUGUAUUCAGACAUUAAAUAUAUGUGAAUAAUUUGACCUAAAUGUGAAGCAUAUUGUAUGCAAAAAAUAGGGCGACUUGGUCCAUGCACUAUUCAUUUGUAUUUGGUUAUUAAGAUGAGCUAAUCAUUAGAUUGAACUGUUCUAAUCGUCAAAGGUUUGAGAGGAGACUUUACAGAUAGACAAAAAUAUGUGUGCCAAAAGUAGGCAUUUAGUUAAAGUAAUCAGUCAUUUGUCCUUUUAGAUGGGCUGAAGAAGACAUAUCCUGAACACAUAUUUACAUUAUUAUUAAAAUAAAUGUUAAUGUUUUACAAAAAAGUACUGUACAUGAAGAGAUAAAACAGGUAAAAUAGUAUAUACAAUUCAGUUAGUGUACUUUAGAACAAUAUAUUUUAGCUAUUCAGCUGUUUAUACAAGUAUAUCAUAAGAAAGUCUUUAAGAUAUUGUUUUGUAAAAAUAAUCUCUGCUAAAAGACACUGAUACAGCCAUGGUACUGCAAAUAUUCUACACAACACUGCCCUAAAGCUAAAUCCAGGUCGCAUAAAAAAGGUGAAAUAUGACACUUUCUGAUCAUUUGUUAUUGCCAUUUUAUAAUACAAUCCCAUAACCAUAACAUUUUAUAUGAUGUCACUUAAUUAGCUAAACCCCAUCAGAAUUUAGAUGUUUAUAUAAAAAAAUAUUGUCUUUUUUGGGCCUGUAUUCACUGGACAGGUGUAGCUGCUAUGGCCUGUAAAAUCGCCAUGUUUCUUGAAAGGAAAAUCUACAGUGUUUAUUGUAAGUGUAUUUCAUGUACUCUCUGCUGGAUUUAUGAAGACACAUUGUAACUUGUGCGAUCAACCCCUUUAAUCCAGAUGUUGUAGCUGAGAGCAUUUCGUUCAUUUGAAAGGUGCUUCCUUGUUUUGUUUUCUUCUCUUCUUUUGACAGCAAAAGGCACUUUUUUUUUUUUUAUUGGAAUCCAUUGUAUACUAUGUAUACAUCCACCAACUGUGCACAAAUAAAUACAGAAAU